UUUAAUCCUAAGAGAGAACACCCAGCACAGAACAUCCUUGUUUAGAACCAAAUCCUAACGUUCUGGAAAUAUUCUUCGCGAAUGUUUCUUAUUCCUCACACUAAGCAAUUGUGUUACUUCGACGAAGCCGUCGAUUCAGGGGUCGUGAAGCCCGCAUCUGUGGAGAUCCAGCAGCGGCGCUCGGCCCUCGACAGGGGUGAAGGUGACUCGCCUGUUAGUGCGGGAGAUGCAGUCGAAGCGUCGCGGACGCUCGCUCGGCUCCGUCACAUCAUUCUGAUCAUCGAAACAACCCGCUUCCAAGGAUCGCCCUCACCCUCUCAUCGAGGACAGGCGGAUUAGAGACGUUUUCUCAGUUACGUGGUUUCAUUCGUGGAUGCGUAUGCAUGUGUUCUGCACCGAACGGGCGAAAGAACCGCCCCAGAUCCGCAGCCAAUAUUUUUCAAAUCGGGAAAUCUUCGGUGAGGGAUCCGGAGCGCCGGGAGAGCACCGAGAGCACGCGGAGAGCUCAGCGGGCGAUGGAUGACUGUAGAACGACCGUUCAGGAGUUCAACACUCUUGUGGCUCUCCAUCGUGAGCAGGUCAUCUCCAUAGGGGAGAAUACAAUUGACUGUCCUUCUUUAAGGGCACAGAUGCACAAGACUCGCGUCAAAGGAUGCGCUGUAGCCCAGGUGGCCUAUCAAAACCUCAUCGCAAUCUCUGGGCCAGAGGAUGGUGAAAUCCACCCAGAAAUAUGCAGAUUGUUCAUCCAGCUUCAGUGCUGUCUGGAGAUGUACAUUACAGAGAUGCUUAAAUCUAUGUGUCUGUUGGGUGUUCUGCAGCUCCAUAGGAAAGGAAAUGAUGUGUGCCCUGAGCCCAACGUGGACUACAGGGUCGAUGAAAGCUCUGAUGUGCCGAUGCUGGAAGAUCGAUCAUCAUCACCUGUAGAUUUUCCUCAGGAAUCCUGGGUCGUAUGCACAGACAUUGAGAACAUAGAGAGUGAUACGCGAGAAAUGAGGAACCUUCUAAGCAAACUCAGGGAGACAAUGCCUUUGCCACUGAAAAAUCAAGAUGACAGCAGUCUGCUAAAUCUGACUCCUUAUCCACUGGUGAGGCAGAGGAAGAGGCGAUUCUCCGGGCUUUGUUGCCUUGUGUCUGGCUGAACCUUCAAUACUCUCAAGUCUUCUUUUCUGAUCAUUGAUCAAUUUAAGCUUCACUCGUCUCCUUCGUGUCUCUGGAACUGUUUCGCUAAUGUAACUUGUCCCUGGACAAUGUUAAAACCACUUAAUCCCUUGUUGGAGGACAGAAUCCCCUCGACUCAAAACCCUGCCAAUUGGGUUUUUUAGCAAAAUCAGUGGUCUGUUUUUACUUCGUCAUGUGCUGUGAAACCAUAUGAUUGUGUAAAAAAGCAAGAGAAUGAAGUAAAAUAAUAACAUCUGUCUCUGAUUUUAUCAUAGUCAUAAAAUUUGUUGUCGGUGAAAGGGCACGUUUAGUUAUAGGAUUGCUGUAUUUCAUCAUCUUGCUUGUUUUUUUUAUUUUUAUAAAUUUAGCCACUGUGGAAUGCUUUUUAUUUAGUCUUCCAUAAAGGGGUAAUUAUGAAA
Messenger RNA from Carassius auratus (goldfish), 1577 nucleotides. It is a transcript of the gene rgs7bpb, whose product is annotated as regulator of G protein signaling 7 binding protein b. NCBI's taxonomy places the organism in Eukaryota, Metazoa, Chordata, Actinopteri, Cypriniformes, Cyprinidae. Bases 384 to 1139 code for a protein of 251 amino acids. The transcript is spliced from 6 exons. The record is from RefSeq and is a predicted model, not a curated record.